AAUCAUCCUGAUGUUGCCAAAUUAUAUAGCAAUCUAGGAGAUCUGUAUGAUAAACAAGGCAAGCAUAAAGAGAGUAUUUCUAUGUAUGAGAAAUCUCUCAAAAUUACAUUGUUAGUCUUUGGUUCCAAGCAUCCCGAUGUUGCCAAAUCAUAUAACAAUCUAGGAAGUGUGUAUGAUAAUCAAGGCAAGUAUGAAGAAGCUAUUUCUAUGUAUGAGAAAUCUCUCAAAAUAACAUUGUUAGUCUUCGGCCUUAAUCAUUCGGAUGUUGCCAAAUCAUAUAACAACAUGGGAGCUGCAUAUAGACAUCAAGGCAAGCAUGAAGAGGCUAUUUCUAUGUAUGAGAAGUCACUAAAAAUUAUAUUGUCAGUCUUUGACUGCAAUCAUCUCGACGUUGCAGUAUUAUACAACAAUCUGGGAAUUUUGUACUUAGAUCAAGGCAAGUAUGAAGAAGCUAUUCAUAUGUACGAGAAGUCUCUCAAAAUUAGAUUGUUAGCCCUUGAUCAUAAUCAUCCCGAUAUUGCUAAUUCGUAUAAUAACAUAGGAGAGGCAUAUAGACAUCAAGGCAAGCAUAAAGAGGCUAUUUCUAUGCAUGAGAAGUCACUCAAAAUUCAGUUAUUAGUCUUUGAUCAUAAUCAUCCCGAUAUUGCUGCAUCGUACAACUAUAUAGGAGAGGCAUAUAGACAUCAAGGCAAGCAUAAAGAGGCUAUUUCUAUGUAUGAGAAGUCACUCAAAAUUAAAUUGUCGCUCAUUGAUCACUAUCAUCCCGAUGAUGCUGCGUCAUACACAAUUUAUAAAAUAUGUAUUUAG
Trichoplax adhaerens is the source of this 807-nucleotide messenger RNA. RefSeq lists its product as uncharacterized. The record is from RefSeq and is a predicted model, not a curated record. Gene Ontology annotation, cellular component: kinesin complex. Gene Ontology annotation, molecular function: protein binding. The transcript has a single exon. NCBI's taxonomy places the organism in Eukaryota, Metazoa, Placozoa, Uniplacotomia, Trichoplacea, Trichoplacidae. The annotation marks the transcript as partial.